Molecule: messenger RNA, 2317 nt
Organism: Daldinia decipiens
Lineage: Eukaryota; Fungi; Ascomycota; Sordariomycetes; Xylariales; Hypoxylaceae
Product: isocitrate dehydrogenase NADP-dependent
Exons: 4
Coding region: 480-1859 (459 amino acids)
Biological process (GO): isocitrate metabolic process
Cellular component (GO): mitochondrion
Molecular function (GO): isocitrate dehydrogenase (NADP+) activity; magnesium ion binding; NAD binding
Source: RefSeq, a predicted model, not a curated record
UAUGCCGAGGCAAACACAGUCCAAAAUAAGCCUUUAAACCUUAUGUACGGACUACCUUAGGUACCUAGGUACGUAGCUGCCAUGUCUUAUGAUGUACAUAUGCAAGUUCUUUUUCUCCGCAAAUCGGCAAAAUGUGGGGGAUCAAACACCCCUAGGCGCAGAUUAUGAUUGGUGAAUUCCCCUCAUCUUCAAUUUUUGCCUUUGCUAUCCGUACGACCUGCGUAAAACCGCAACCAUCAUAUAACGUGUAUGCGGUAUAUGCGGUAUAUGCGGUAUAUGCGUCCGGAGAUCUCCAACAAAUAUCGGCACUGCGGCAUCACUUUGGUGCUUUAAAGUUCAAACCCGCCCCGUUACGCUGAACUUCCCUCAGCCCCGGGAUCCAUCCAAGUCACGCCGUCAUUCUCGACGCUCGUGCCCGUACCUGUGCCCGUGCCCUGUUAUUUACCUAUAAAUCGUAUGCGCCGAGUCUCUUAUUCACCAUGAGCGCAACCUAUUCAUCCGCGGCCCGUUGCUUUCGGCCGUCUGUUUUCUACAGAUCGGCCAGGCCGCUUGUAAGAUCGUCGCCUAUCACAGUUAGACCGGCGGUGCCAGUGGCGCUUUUCCACCAAACCAGAUUCAACAUGGCUGUGCAGAAGAUCCAGGUCAAGAAUCCCGUCGUGGAACUUGACGGUGAUGAGAUGACAAGGGUGAUCUGGAAGGUUAUCAAGGACAAAUUCAUCUUCCCCUAUCUUGAUGUCGACUUGAAGUACUACGACUUAGGAUUGGAGUACCGCGAUGAGACCAAUGACCAAGUUACCCUUGACGCUGCCGAGGCCAUUAAGAAGCACUCGGUUGGUAUCAAAUGCGCCACCAUCACCCCUGACGAAGCCCGCGUAAAGGAAUUCAACCUUAAGCAGAUGUGGCUCUCCCCUAACGGCACAAUCCGUAACGCCCUCGGUGGUACCGUCUUCCGCGAACCCAUCGUCAUCCCCCGUAUCCCGAGAUUGGUGCAAGGAUGGAAAAAGCCUAUCAUCAUCGGUCGUCAUGCCUUCGGUGACCAGUACCGAGCCAAGGACAAAGUCAUCCCGGGCCCCGGUAAACUCACCAUGGUAUAUACCCCCGAGGGUGGCAAACCCGAGGAGAUUGAGGUCUUCCAGUUCAAGGAGGGCGGCGGCGUUGCGCAGACACAGUACAACACCACCGAGAGCAUUACGGGCUUCGCGCAUUCCAGCUUUAAGCUAGCCCUUGACAAGGGGCUGCCCUUGUAUAUGAGCACUAAGAACACCAUCCUCAAGAAGUAUGACGGCAAAUUCAAGGAUAUCUUCCAGGAGCUGUACGACACCCGAUACAAGAAGGAAUUCGAGGCCAAGGGAAUCUGGUACGAGCACCGUCUGAUUGAUGAUAUGGUUGCCCAGAUGAUCAAGAGCACUGGCGGUUAUAUCAUGGCGCUAAAGAAUUACGACGGUGACGUCCAAUCCGACAUUGUGGCCCAGGGCUUCGGCUCUCUAGGUCUCAUGACUUCAGUCCUAAUUACACCCGACGGUAAGACAUUCGAGUCCGAAGCCGCUCACGGCACAGUGACGCGACACUACCGCGAGCACCAAAAGGGCCGUGAGACUUCGACGAACCCGAUCGCUAGCAUUUUCGCGUGGACCCGAGGUCUUUCGCAGCGUGGCAAGCUAGACAACACCCCGGAACUAACCGCAUUCGCCGAGAGCCUAGAGAAAGCGUGUGUCGAUACCGUUGACGUCGACGGCAUCAUGACCAAGGAUCUGGCGCUCGCAUGCGGCAAGACCGCCCGCGAAGACUACGUCACUACCAACGAGUACAUGGACGCGGUCGAGAAGCGCUUAAAGAGUACUCUCAAGGAGAAGCUAUAAAUGAGGCAUACGAGGAAUGAGUAGAAGGCCGACAGAUAUAGAUCAAGACAAGAUCUGGAUUCUGGGGAAGACUUAAAGCGUGGGGAGGCACGGACGGACACGGCCCCACAUUUUCUCUCAGGGGGAAACUUAUGGAGAUCUACUGCGAUUCUGCAUAUGUAACCCUUUGCGCUCCCGGGUAUUGAAUGUUCGAAAUGCGCAUAUAGAUACCUAGAUAAAGAUAGCAUGCGAGCAUUUUGUGGUGCGAAGAAGAAAGAAAGAACAUUGAAGCAUUGGUCAGAUAAUUGAUAAAGUUCUAAAUUGUGCGCUAACCUCAUGUUUGUUUGGUAUCCACCUUUAUAUAUGGUUUAGUUACUACCUAGGUACCUAGGUAUCAACAUUGAACCUUUAGCUUGCAACUUCUAUCUCAAAUCUCUUUACUGUAGGACAGUAGACACAGCAUAAGUGUUCAAAUAUAU